UAAACGAAUAAUUUGUUUUUUUUUAGAACGCAUAAAUUUAAAUUUGCAGCAUGUCAUUAGUGAGUGAUUACGAGUCGGAAGCGGUGAUUGUGGGCCACCGAGGGUUCAAGGCCAAGUACACUGAAAACACUCUCCAUGGGUUUGAAAAGUGUUUUGGGCUGGGGGCAACUUCAAUUGAAACUGAUGUUUGGUUGACCAAAGAUCAAGUUGUGAUAAUAUCUCAUGAUGUUUCCACUAAACGGAUUUUUUGCGAUGCUGAGGGUAACCCAACCGAUUACAAUAUAUUAGAAACGAACUAUUAUGAUACUUUGAAGAAUUUGCAAACCAUUGAGCUGGGGGAGAAACUAUUGACUUUUAGAGAUGUGUUGUCGUGGUUUUAUGACUAUGUUAAACAGCAUGAUUCCAAUAGUCAUAAAUUAAUGUUGGAUAUCAAGAGGUUUAAUCCAACGAAAUUAAUCAAAUAUCUAAUCAAAGAUUUAUUACAUGUACAUAACGAUUUGGGUUGGUGGUUGCAUCGUAUCCAAUUUGGGAUUUGGGAUUUGAGUUUUAUCAAAUAUUUGAACCAAGAUGACGAUUUUCAAAAACUCUUCAGUAAUAUUAAGAACCCUCUUGGGUUCAAGCAGUUUGAAAUCAUCCAUAUCAGUUUUAGCUGGAGAGAUUCUUUACAUUACUUACGUUAUAAUGCUUAUUUAGAUGAACAAAAUAAGGAUCCCGAUUCUAAUUUGGUUUUGUUUAAAGUCAGUGGGGUCUCGCUACUUUAUCUCCUGACCUGGUCAAUUCAAUUCUUGACGGUUUUCGUGCCUUUGUUGAAACAUCAAGACUUGUCGCUUUAUUCUUGGACUAUCAAUAAUUUCCAACAAUUUGACUACUUGUUGGCCUUGGGUCGGAUCUCCAAUUUGAGGGAAUUCGGGGUGGUUACCGAUCAUCCCGAUCUAAUGGUUGACCACAUGAACGGCCAAACCUCCUUGAGCAAUUCCAGUGACGAUGAGUUGGCUACCGAAUUGACUAGAUUGACUACUUCCCAUGAAUCGUGGGUUGAAAAACAAACCCUCCAUUUAACUUGGGAACAGAGAUUUGCCCAUUUCCUCUUUGUCCUGUUCCAAAGACUAGCCCAAUCAAAAAUGCUCACUAAGGAAGAACUCCAGUUCGACUCCAUCGUCGAUGAAAACGAAAUCAGAGUCACCAAACCCAAUCCUUUCUUUGGUUGGGUCUUUUCCACUUGUCAAAAAUUUGGUAUCUUCUAAAUUUAUCACACCCGUACAUAUCAACCGGAGCCACACCCGUACAUAUAUUUAUACAUAUUUUUUUUCUACUUCUCUUCUCUAUGAUAUUUUGCUUUUAAUACAUAAAGCUCAUCUGUG
This is a messenger RNA of Hyphopichia burtonii NRRL Y-1933, 1361 nucleotides long. RefSeq names its product phosphatidylglycerol phospholipase. Gene Ontology annotation, molecular function: phosphoric diester hydrolase activity. The coding region runs from base 51 to 1244 and encodes 397 amino acids. NCBI's taxonomy places the organism in Eukaryota, Fungi, Ascomycota, Pichiomycetes, Serinales, Debaryomycetaceae. The transcript has a single exon. The record is from RefSeq and is a predicted model, not a curated record. Gene Ontology annotation, biological process: lipid metabolic process.